AUCCAUUUGCGCAUACUACGCAACCUCAACUGUUCUAUUAUACCCACGAUUUACAAGGCUUAUCCUGCCGAUAGUUCACCAUCAAGACCUGCAUUAUUACUGUUGUAAAAUAUACGAAAUACCUUUGAUUCGCGAUCGAGAGACACACUCCACGAGACCACCAACACAGCCAUCGUCGCGAUGCCUGGCACGGUCUCAGAGGGUCCAUCAGUCGCACUGUCAUUUGCCAAUAAUUUCUGGGGAAAGGAAGAUGCCGGAGUCAACCCACUCCUCGAGCGCAUGCACAAUGCGAAGCAGACUUGCGAUGAAUUGAAGGCAUUUUAUAAUGCUAGGGCAUCACUCGAGGAAGAAUAUGCACGCAAGCUGUUGGCUUUGGGCCGUAAGCCGCUGGGGUCACAAGAGGCUGGCACCCUACGAGCUUCGAUGGACGUGAUGCGAGGAGAGGUGGAGUCCAUGGGGAAGUCACACCAGAAUGUUGCACAACAGAUGAAGACGGAGUUGGAAGAGCCGCUGGCGGCAUUCGCUGGAGCCCUGAAGGAGCGCCGUAAAAUUGUCCAAGGCGGCAUUGAGAAGCUCCUCAAGACUAAAAUUCAGCAAACCCAAGUAGUUAAUAAGACUCGGGACAGAUACGAACAAGAGUGCCUUAAGAUCAAGGGGUAUCUUGCACAGGGCCACAUGGUCAUGGGUCAGGAGGAGCGUAAAAACAAAGCCAAGCUUGAGAAGACACAAAUUAACGUCGCCACGUCGAAUUCCGAAUACGAAGCUGCCGUUAAGGUAUUAGAGGAAACCACGGGCCGCUGGAAUAGAGACUGGAAGGGCGCAUCCGAUAAAUUCCAAGAUCUCGAAGAAGAGAGGCUAGACUUCACAAAGAGCAGUCUGUGGACCUUUGCGAACAUUGCAUCCACUGUCUGUGUUAGCGACGACGCCUCCUGCGAAAAGAUCCGCCUAUCACUUGAGAACUGCGAGGUAGAGAAAGACAUCCUCUCAUUCAUCAGAGAGUGUGGAACCGGCCAGGAGAUCCCGGAUCCUCCAAAGUAUAUCAAUUUCUGCCGUGGCGAUAUAAGCGACACACAGUCGGAGGCUUCUGAAGACGAUGCCUAUUCCGUGGCACAAUUCCAAAGGACUAUUAAUCCUGCUUUCAGGUCCUCUUCUCCUCAACCUUCCACAUACGAGUCUCACCACGAUCCAAAGUCUAGCCUUGCACGAGAGUUGGGGCACAGAGAGCCAGAGACACCUCCAAGCCGCGAAACUACCAUCACUCCACAGAAAGCAUUGGCCGAUAGGACAGCACAACCACAGGUAGACUACAGGAGAGAACCGAGCAGGUUGCAAUAUGAGCAACCCCAGAAUGGACAACUGGCAUCCGUGCCUUAUGACCCUUACCCAAUGGAUGGUAUGACAAUGCUUUGCCGAACUGGACCACCAUCCGACAGAAGCUCCGCCGUCAGCGGGCUUCGUCCAUCAAGCCGUGAUUCGCACAGCGAAUAUUCCAAUCCGACAUCGUUUUCCAGCAUGGAACCUCCAAGCGGCAAGCAAUCACCCAUUAAGCAAGAUGCUGCGUUUGCACCCGCGGCCGAUAAGUCUGUUCAAAAGAAGAAGAGCGGAUUCUUUCAAAGCCACAGCCCUUUCAGAAGGAAGAGCAAGCACGGAAAGGAGAUCCAAGCGGCAGCCCCCAGCCCAUCAAAUAGAAAUACAUGGUCAGCAAAGCCUGCGUCGAACUACCAAGCUUCCUCGUUUGGUCGAUCCCAGGGCUAUGGCAACUCCCAGAAUAGCCUUACCGAUAGAGAGACCACUGGCGGUGAACCUGUUGACCCCCGAGCAAGUUUCCAGUUGAACGUUGGAAACAAUGUUUUCGAUGUUGCAACGCCCGACCGAAGGAAUACUGCUCCACAAGAGAGGGCAGUGGAUGAACUUGACCCCAUUGCCCAGGCUUUAGCAGAGUUAAAGGGAGUCACUAAACAAUCAUCAUCUCGGGUUUCUGCAGACCAUUACUCUGGAAUGGCGACGCCUGUUCCAGAAUCUGCAAGUGCCUCGCGAACUAGGAACACUCCUAUGGGAAAUGGGGCUUUGGUAGCUGCCACACGUGGGACACCUCCACCUUCGUAUGACCAGCCAGUGUCCAGACUGGAUCUUCCACAGCCUGCCUUCACCUCAAAAGCAAUGCAGCAGACAAGCCAAAAGUAUCAAGCACAAACUCAUAACAUGUUCAACUCUAGCCAGUCGCGACCCGAGCCUCAAGCCGACUAUGGCUCUUCCAGAUCUCGUCCGGGAACGAGGGGCAGCGACAUGCCCAGGGCAACCUCCCCUAUGCCUACCCGAAGUGUCUCCCCGAGACCUAGUCAAUCUAGCCAAGUCAUGAACAAUGAUGGGAGACAGGGAUAUCGUUCUGCAUCGCCAAACCCAUAUGGCGGCAACAGCCAACAGCGAGGAGCACCACAGGCCCAAAGAUACCAACGCUACAAUUCCCCAGGUGAUACCGCACGUUCUGUGUCUCCAGCUCCCUUCAGAGAGAGGCCUGGAAGUAGAAUGAGCGGGGGGGACAUGUCGUUGCAGCUUGCUCCUGCUGGAGAUGAUGGAUAUGGAUCGCAGCAAGGACGACAUGGAGGCGGAAGGCCAAGCACUAGUGGAACUAGCAGGCCCAUGAGCUACUAUGGCGGGCAAGGACGACAGCAGAUUGCUCAGGUGAACCCUCAUCAACGAAGCAAGAGUGUGGCGGACAACAGGCAGUUUAACAGAGAUGGGCGACCUAUUUUACACUUCGCUCGCGCUCAAUACAACUACACGGCCGCAAUCCCGGAGGAGCUCAGUUUCGGGAAGGGCGAUACCCUCGCUGUUUUGAGACUGCAAGACGAUGGUUGGUGGGAGGCUGAGGUUGCAGGCAAAAACCAACGGCCGGGCCUGGUUCCAAGCAACUAUCUCCAGCAGAUCUAAGCAGGAGCUUCAUAAGUAUGGUAAAAUAUGGUAAAGUAAUUUGUUUGGGUAUAGGAGCAAGCGUUAUGGUUGAUUUAUUUUGUAACGAUUGGUAUUUGCUGUGCGAGUUAUGUGCCUGAGCUUCGACUCCGGAAUAUGCACCAAUGUUUACGUAUACGUAUAGUUCUCAUGAAUUCAAAUCCUAUUCAAA
Pseudogymnoascus destructans is the source of this 3121-nucleotide messenger RNA. RefSeq lists its product as uncharacterized. Gene Ontology annotation, molecular function: phospholipid binding; protein binding. Gene Ontology annotation, cellular component: mitotic actomyosin contractile ring, proximal layer; cytoplasmic side of plasma membrane; cytoplasm. Gene Ontology annotation, biological process: cytoskeleton organization. NCBI's taxonomy places the organism in Eukaryota, Fungi, Ascomycota, Leotiomycetes, Thelebolales, Thelebolaceae. The coding region runs from base 181 to 2931 and encodes 916 amino acids. The transcript is spliced from 6 exons. The record is from RefSeq and is a predicted model, not a curated record.